Messenger RNA from Nematostella vectensis (starlet sea anemone), 1553 nucleotides. RefSeq names its product acetylcholine receptor subunit alpha-like 1. Gene Ontology annotation, molecular function: extracellular ligand-gated monoatomic ion channel activity; neurotransmitter receptor activity; transmembrane signaling receptor activity. NCBI's taxonomy places the organism in Eukaryota, Metazoa, Cnidaria, Anthozoa, Actiniaria, Edwardsiidae. Gene Ontology annotation, biological process: chemical synaptic transmission; monoatomic ion transmembrane transport; signal transduction. The transcript is spliced from 6 exons. Bases 113 to 1402 code for a protein of 429 amino acids. The record is from RefSeq and is a predicted model, not a curated record. Gene Ontology annotation, cellular component: neuron projection; membrane; synapse.
CGUGGCUUUUGAAUUACAAAAACAUUACAUGAAUAGAGAUUAUCAUAUUACCUCUUAUAUUAUAAUAAAGCUAGAAAGUUGCUUAAAAGGCGCAUAGAGUGUUAGAGUAAAGAUGCUGCCUUUCUCUGGCGUUCUUAUCUUAGCACUUUUCACAGGAUUCGCGGAGACAAAGAAUGGUUCCGCUGAGUUCGACAUCAGACGAGACGUGUUGGAUGGAUAUGAUAAGGUGGUUCUCCCGGGCAAUGGCGAGAGACUCGCUGUCGAUUUCGCACUCACUAUCGAACAGAUUACGGAUGUGAAAGAUAAAGAACAAGUAGUGACCAUUAGCUGUUGGUACGUAAUUACAUGGCGAAACCCGUACCUUAAGUGGGACAAAGCAAAAUAUCAGAACAGAGACCGAGUUCACUUCGAUCCCAAGGAGAUCUGGGUACCAGAUAUCUCCCUCCUUAACAAUGGGGACAACACGGUGAAAAUGGCUGGGGGUCGUAGCAUCUUCCUGACAAAUGUAGUGGUUGAAAAUACUGGCAAGUGCAUCUGGAGCGGACCUGUGACCUUUACCUUCACUUGCUCCAUGGCGCUGUCUCGAUGGCCAUUUGACCAGCAGACAUGCGCCAUGAAAUUUGGCUCGCUCUCGUACGGGAGUAACCUGAUGGUCAUCUCCAAGUUUUCUACUAACGCCUCGAAAGCAGAUGACUUUCUUGAGAAUAGUAACUGGGAACUAAAGGAAGUCAGCAUAAAUGUGAACGAAACAGAUCAUGGCGACUGCUGUCCGUUCACUUACUCGCAAAUAACCUACACUCUGAAGAUGGCGCGAAAAUUCAAAUAUCAUCUGUUCUACCUGGUCGCCCCAUGUCUUAUCAUGGUCAUCUUGUCUCUAUUCAGCUUCUUUGUCCCAUCAGAAAGCGGCGAGAGAAUCGGCUUCGUCACAACUCUUCUCCUUGCCUUGAUGGUGUUCCUUCUUGUAGUGCCAGAUCUCAUUCCCGAGUCCUCAACCAGCAUCCCAAUUUUGGGCAUUUUCCUCAUGGCGACUCUGGUUAUGGUAAGUCUUAUUCUGAUGAUCACCAUAUUCGUCCUGGUGAUUUAUCACAAGGAAGGCGUCCCGCCACCAUGGAUCCAGAAAAUCUUCAGUGUCAAGCCCACGCCAACAAACCACGUGGAUGUAGAGUUGAAGUCACGGGAUAAUGGUUCAUCUGGGCCCGCACUACGCGUCGAGGACGCAAGGAAUGGUUACAGCAGCCCUGCGAGCACUGCUGGACCCCCCAAGGUUUUCCUGGAAGACACCGAGAACAAUCACUUGACGUAUGCGAAGAUUUCCGAGAAGCUUGAUAAUAUCUUCUUCGUGAUGUUUGUUGUGGUCGCUUGUGUGAUGUACAGUUCGAUCCUGACGCAGAGGGAUGAAUGAUGUUUUCAUAAUGAAGAGACGUAAUAGGGGGUGGGGCACUGGGGACAUGCCACCAUUCCCCCACCCCACCCCAAUAUGUUAAAAAAUUAUAAGAAAAUGACCAGUAGGGGCGUGGCUGUGCCCCCAAUAUUUUCUUAAUGUUUUAUUUAUU